Cydia pomonella (codling moth) is the source of this 7571-nucleotide messenger RNA. RefSeq names its product WD repeat-containing protein 7 (gene Rbcn-3B). NCBI's taxonomy places the organism in Eukaryota, Metazoa, Arthropoda, Insecta, Lepidoptera, Tortricidae. Gene Ontology annotation, cellular component: cytoplasm. The record is from RefSeq and is a predicted model, not a curated record. Gene Ontology annotation, molecular function: protein binding. Bases 166 to 4617 code for a protein of 1483 amino acids. The transcript has 36 exons.
CUGCCUGUCAGCUGCUUGCAAUCUUAAAAUUUAUAAUCGGAGUUUUUAAUUGAAAAUAUUAAAUUUUCUACUUCCUGAUAACUUCUAUUGUGGUUUAAAUGGAUGACAAUUGAGUGGGGUGCAUAUUAUUAGUGCUUAUCGGUGCCUAAACAUCGACGCAUCACCAUGCCAGGCACAAAUCUCAUAGUACCCGUUGUGCUCUGGGGCAAGUACGCCCCAACCCACUGUGUCUCAGCCGUAUACCUGUCCAGAGACCAGAAGACCCUUGUCACGGGCUGCUAUGACGGCCAGAUCUGCAUAUGGGCAGUGGAUCCGGAGUCGUUGAAGAUGACGCCUCGCUGCUUGCUCGUGGGGCACACCGCUCCGGUUACUUGUUUGUCCAGAGCUUCAAUAAUUCAGGAUAAUAACUUCAUUGUGAGCUCUUCCGAGGCCGGGGAGAUGUGCACCUGGGAUCUCGUAGAUGGAAAGUGCCGUGAGAGUGUUAAACUUUCUCAGAUACACACUAAUAUACAGGCAUACCACAUGUGCAACAGCGACGACUUAAGGCUGUUCUGCAACGGCUACUACGCAGAGAUUCUGAUCAUGGACCCGUUCUCCUUGGAGAUCCUGUUUUCGCUCAGCUCCAAGAUGAACCCGGACUGGAUAUCUGCAUUGCAUGUGCUCCGACCAUCUUCGAGGAAAGACGACGUCGUUUUGGCUAUUUCGAUUACUGGAACAGUUAAAGUAUGGUCCCUCUUAGGCCACGAAAACAAGCAAUCCGAGCCGAUAUACGAAAACGAGUCGAAACAGAUCCGCUGUCUCAACGCGUUAUCACUCAACUGCUGUGCUUACAACCAGCGGACAGUGCUCAUUGUGUGUGCGAAGUAUUGUCAGAUAUACGAUGCCGGUGAUUUCUCCGUUCUCUGCUCGAUCCAAGCGCCGACGGGCGAGCGCUGGAUGUCGGGCGACUUCCUGGCGCCCGACCGCGUGCUGGCGUGGUCCACGGAGGGCAAGGGCUACCUCUACCGGCUGCCCGCCAACAAACUGCGCGGACGGGUUAUCAGUAGCUCUGUACCGGACCACAAAGGUUUCCAUGGGCCCACUGUGGCCCAUGAUAGCCCAGUCCUGUUUGGUAUCUUGGCCCACCCUGAUAAUAAAUUACUGUCAUGCCCGCCCGCAAUGCGUUUUGUGAUUACGUCAGUGGGAGGCAAACAGCGGCGUUUGUUGCUUCGGGGCGACUCUCUAGGGACUGUGUCCGUUUGGAACGUGGACGAUGCUGCUACGCCGGCGGUGGGGACUAUUCCAUCCCACGCGCCCAUUGUGCUGACCAGCCUGGAUAUGGCCUGGGCGGAGAUGAACCCCAGCCCUGUUGGUAUCCUGGACCAAUUGCACCACCCUGAGGAACCCGAAGUAAAACUCACGGCUUCCAUCUACCUACUGGCAGCUAACCGUCUGGUAGUAGGCCGAGAAGAUGGCUCGAUUGUCAUAGUCAACGCCACACAUACUGUACAACUCCAGUUAUUGCAUGGGAAUCAUCAACAAUUGGAUGAUUGGCCGCCGCAUCAGCUACUGCACGGUCAUAACGGAAGGGUCAACUGCCUUCUGUACCCCCACCAUGUUCAUCCAAGAUACGACAGAUCCCACCUAGUUUCCGGAGGCAUAGACUUCGCAGUUUGUCUGUGGGACCUAUUCAGUGGUCAACUAUUGCACCGUUUCUGCGUCCACGCGGGGGAGAUUACGCAGCUCAUUGUUCCACCGCAUAACUGCUCUCCCCGAAUCCAGAAGUGUAUUUGCUCCGUUGCAUCCGAUCACAGCGUUACAUUGUUAAGUUUGGCCGAGCGGAAAUGCGUGACACUCGCUUCACGCCACCUGUUUCCGGUCGUCAGUAUAAAAUGGCGGCCAGGCGACGAUUUCAUGGUAGUCGGAUGUAGCGAUGGCACCGUCUAUGUGUGGCAGAUGGAAACCGGCCAUUUGGACAGAGUGUUGCAUGGUAUGAUAGCGGAAGAAGUACUAGCAGCAUGUGAUGAAACGGUUGCUGACGAUCUUGGAGGAUCGUUGGUAGCAGGCGGUGGUGGCAGCGAUCUACAAGGCGCUGCUAACCCUGCUGUGCAUUUCUUCAGAGGCCUCCGUCAUCGCAACCUAAACGCAAUGCGUGCUGCGACCCAGCGCGGCAUCGCGGCGCUGCAGGCGCCCGCGGGCGGCGGCGGCGCGGGGCCGCUGGCCGAGCCCGCGCGGGCGCGCCGCGCGCAGCUCACGGUGCAGGGCUUCCGGAGCAACCCCAAAGAUCCGGAGAGCCACAUCCUCUUCUUCGACAUCGAAGGACUGAUUGUCGAGUUGCUGAGCGAGGAGUAUUCCGCCAUGAGCCCUGGGACUUUGGAGGCCGCCGGUCUAAUCACCAGCGAAUACAUGACAAUGGCUGCCCUCACGCAGUCUGCGAGCCCUGACGCCACCAAAAGAAUAUCCGAUUUCUUCGGGCGUGUGAAAGACAAGGCCGGCGAUAUGGAGAGGAUAUUGAAAGAGAAAGACAAACAUGGUAUCCUGGCCAAGAUGAAGGAGAGCGCAGAGACGGUGCAGACCAAGCUGCAGGCUAAGGCGGAGCAGCUGAAGGGGCAUAUGGAGAAUAAAGACCCAUCCAGCCAGGGUCAGAAGAAGCGACCCGCCGAUAUGACAUUGGCGGAGCCUCCUCACACCAUGCAGAUUGCCCAGAUUCUGAUAUCGCUGUUGCACGCUUGGGGUCUUGACCCUGACCUGGACAGAGUAUGUGAGGCUAAGCUGGGGCUGCUAAGACCAAUGGUGCCGGUUUGCUUCGGCGUGGUAUCUCGUCAUGGACAUAUGGCGGUACAGCUGCCUACGCGACUUGGCUCAGUCGCACCAGGUGUGAAGGAUCCUCAACUCCUCAAGUCAGACUUGCCACCAGAACUUUUAAGGCAGGAGGAGCUCACCAGACUGUUCUCAUCGAAGUUACACUGGGAGCUCAGCACGACUCUGACCACCAACCACUUGCUUUCCAUCGUGGCUCUAGCUAACACUUUAAUGUCGAUGAGCAAUGCUACCUUCAUACCAGAGCAGGAGUUUAACAGAAGGAUGCACAGGCCUUCCACCAGAAGCUCAUCAUCAUGGGCUGGUGAUGAAGAAAGGGCUGAACAGUUGGCCGCUCAGCAACAGCAUAUUAAACAGGGCUGGUCUCUCCUGGCCACGCUACAUUGUGUGCUGCUGCCUGAUAAAGUGGUGGCUGCCGGGGCAAAGAGCUUUAAGCGGCCGCAAGUAGAAAUGCUCGCUCGCAGAUGGCAGCACCACUGCUUGGAAGUACGGGAGGCGGCGCAAGCACUGCUUCUCGCGGAACUGGGCAGAUUGGGCCCUAAAGGUCGAAAGGGUCUGGUAGACAACUGGGCGCAGUACCUGCCGCUAUACACGCAUACAGAGAGCAUCAACCCGCACGCGGCGCACAAGGAACCCGCUGAGAAAGCCGCUAAAGCUGAAGAAGAAUUUGAGGAGGAAGAGGAAGAAAUAGUCCGCAAGCCCUCCUCCCUGGCCGAACUCAAACGCAAGCAGACGACAGCUGUAGUGUUGCUCGGUGUGAUCGGAGCUGAAUUCGGUCAAGAUAUCACUAGUGAAGGAGCAGCGGGCAAUAAGAGGCGCAAGGAUGGGGACAGCAGGAAGAGCUCCGUCGUCGAAGGCUUCAACCUAUCCGCGUCGAACAACCUGGCGCGCCUGACGGCGCUGGCGCUCACCCACCUGCUGCUGUCGCCGCCGAGCGCGCGCCUGCCCGCGCACACGCCGCUGCGGCGCGCGGCCGUGGACUUGCUCGGCCGCGGGUUCACUGUGUGGGAGCCUUAUUUGGACGUCAGCCAUGUAUUGCUAGGUCUGCUGGAGAUGUGCUCGGACGCAGACAAGCUCGUGCCGUCCAUGAGCUACGGACUGCCGCUGACCGCGCAGGCCGACUCGUGCCGUACAGCGCGCCAUGCGCUCACCCUUAUCGCCACCGCUAGGCCCGCUGCCUUUAUAACAACCAUGGCGCGGGAGGUCGCCCGCUGCGCCGCCGCACAACAAUCUGGACAACCCUCGCCCGCCUACCACGCCCUGCAGAAGGGCAGAGCUGAGGUCCUGAGGGGCAUCGAGCUGCUUAUUGAUAGGAUGCAUAAUGAAGUGGCUGAACUGCUGGUUGAGGUGAUGGAUAUAAUUCUCCACUGUGUGGACCAGUCUCACCUAAAGAGUAAGGGCCUCAACGAGGUGUUCCCCGCGAUCUGCCGGUACAACCAAGUGUCCCACUGCCCCGCUACUAGGAGGAUUGCAGUGGGCAGCCACACCGGCCAACUGGCCAUGUAUGAGCUCCGCGCCGGCCGCUGUCAGUCCCUCGCCGCACAUAGCGGACCUGUUACCGCUUGCGCGUUUAGCCCUGACGGACGAUAUCUUGUGUCCUAUGCUACCGCCGAUAACCGGCUAUCAUUCUGGCAGAGUACUGCUGGCAUGUUCGGUCUGGGCGCGGCGCAGACGCGCUGCGUGAAGUGCUACAGCACGGCGCCCAUGGCCGACGUGGCGCGCCUCAACCCCGCGCGCCUGGCGCGCCUCGUGUGGACCAACUCGCGCACCGUCACGCUCAUGCUCGCCGACGGCUCCGAGACGCGCUUCAACGUCUAAACAACUACUUGUCAAUAGAUAUCCUGGUCACGGCACCAAAUUGUAACUGCUGUAUGGGAGCUCCAAAAUCCUUACGAGUAUUAAAAGCGUAUCAUAUUAGCUAGCAAACUAACCGCCCAGAGGCCAGUAAACCACCAAAUCGCGCACCGUCACUCUCAAACUCGCCGACGGCUCCGAGGCGCUUUAAUGUUUGGGCCGCUUAGGCAGGAUCAGUUAAUCAGAUUCACACAAAAAUUACUUUUCGACUAGUAUACACCGUGGGCUCGAAUAACCCAACAGAUUCUAAAAGGUGCAUUCUUGCCCGCAUUUAGAGGCUAAAAUGUCGUACAAACUUUUCUGAAAUCGGUCUGCUUUCAGAGAUUAUGACAAUUCUUGUGAAAAUUUGUUUCUGUAAUAAUCAGCGAAAAACGCCUUUUUGACUACGCUCCCACUUUGUGACUUGGUUUAGACAUAGCUACUGACAGACAUUUAAGCUUUAAAAGAAACACGCGAAAUAAAUAAAUAAAAACUAUGUAAAACGAAAUAACGCGUCGUGUGCAGAUAGCACAAACAGAUUUUUUUUUUACUGAUUUUGACCAAACGUCAUGUAACAUUUUUGCUCCUUAGGAAUGCGUAGUUUUAAUCUGUUGCGUCACUCGAUCCCACGGUGUAUAGCUACAACUAGGGAACUUAUCAAAUAUCCGGCCUCCACCACUUAGUCACUCUUUCUUUAGUUUAAAACAUCUAUUUCAGUUUAUAAGUAUAAAAAUAAUUUACGUACCUUUAUUUCCGACUUUUCAAGUUGCAUAGAAAAUUAUGCCUUAGAGUGUGUUCAGUGUCAGUUUUAGUUUCAAAAACAUGUAUUAAAAGAUUUUUUCAGUAAUAAUCCUGAUCGCGGCACCAAAUCGUAAGUGUUAUACAUAUAAAUAUAUUUAAGUCUAAAACUCAACGGAAAAAAUCUUGGAAUAUGAUUACCUAGGAACUUUCUCUUUCAGGAAGUAUAGAUGGCGAAAAAUAACUUUUUCCAUAAAUAAAUUGUCAGGCACUACUGUUGAAAGUUGCAACUUAUAUAAAUCUAUCUGAGAAUAUUACAAUUCCUUAUGACGCUUUCUUGUCUUAAACAAAUCUUGUUUCAUGUAAUGUAUGAUAAAUCUGUAGACAUUUCACAUGUUCAAUUUCCCACGCAAUAACAUCCAUUCUAUAUAGUUAAUCACCUAUAUAUAUCUAGAAAAGUAUUAUUGUAUAUUGUCAUGUCAGCAACAAUCGAAAUGUGACAAUACUGUUUUAUGUAAGUAUUAUGUAACUAAUAAUUAAUGCACACUACCUUAGAAUGUUUUCACCUAGUAUUUAAUGAAUAAUAAUGUAUUCUCUUAUAUAUUAUACGUUGUAAAAUGUGAUCUAAUAAUGCAGAAAUUCACACACACAUCUAUAAAGUAAUAGUGCAAAUAAAUGUAUAGGUACUAGGUAUAGGUAAAAAACUUAAGUAAGUCACCUGUUGUAUGUAGUUGUGACGUGUUCGAAUAGACAAUACAUGUUUAAAAGACACACACAAACAAAACAAAUGUCUAUUCGAACACGUCACAACUACAUACAACAGGUGACUUACUUAAGUUUUUUACCUAUACUGCUUUCAAGGUCAUCAUACUUAAAACCCGAGUUUAAGUCUAUUGGAUGGUUUUAAGUUAAAAUUAUUGAAUUUAAGGCAUCAGUCUUUAUGAUAUUUAUUGUUGGAUUAUUAUAAAUAUGUGAUGUAAAUUAGAGCUUAUAACCUAGAUGUAAUUAUAUUUAUUAUCUUUCACUAUACUAAUAUCGUUAUCACUUAUGUAAAGAUGUAUAAUCCAACUAUAACGAGCGAGUAUUUUGGUUGAAGUAUUGUAAUGUGAAUGUUAGUUUAAAUUUUACGAAAUCCAAAUAAGUUUGAAUAGUGAUAGGUGCUUACGCCGGUAAUUAUAUAUAAUAAUUCAGCCUAUAUGCGUCCCACUACUGGGCACAGGCCUCCUCUCAUGCGCGAGUGGGCUUGAGGUAUAGUCCCCACUCUAGCCCAAUGCUGAUUAGGGACUUCACAUACACCUUUGAAUUUCUUCGCAGAUGUAUGCAGGUUUUCUCACGUUGUUUUCCUUCACCGUGCUAAAUAUCAAAUGAUAUUUCGUACAUAAGUUCCGUAACACUCAUUGGUACGAGCCAGGAUUAGAACCCGUUAAGGCGGUAAAAGGAUUCGCAAAAGUACAUUGAAUCGCUAUUUUAGUAAAAACCGUGUCUCCUAGUUUGUCAGUUGAAACAGAUGGCGCUGUACUGAGCCACAUGUUUUGUGGUCACUAAAUUAUCAAACGUCAACUUAUGACAAUCAUACGGAGACGUAUAGUCAGACCAAGAUAAGUCUGCAAUGAUUUUGACAGCACACGCAGUGCAAGUGUUAUUUUUUGAAGUUUGCCCUGUGUGUGCUAUCAAAAUCGUUGCAGACUUGUCUAAUUUUUGCACCAUCUCGUUUAGCCGUCAAAUUCUUAAUAAAUGUAUCUUUGGUAAAACAGCAAUAGAGUUCGCCUAAACCAGCCCAGGUCAGACUUGGCAAGCGAUAAAGUAUGGAAGCGCCAGUAGUGGCGCUGCCUCGCUUUGUCGCUGUCAAGUCGACACCUGGCGGCUCACCGCGAACCACGUUCGACGUGUUGCCUCCCUGUCAUACUUACGUACGAAUUUACAAGUGCGACAGACACAUGUGGUUCGUAGUAGGCGCUCUGUAUAGUUGCUCUACUGCGCAAUAAAUUAUCACUAAAGAUUUUAUUUGGAUAGCCUUUUGAGCGAUUGUCAAUUCAUAUACACUGCUACGUGAAUAUGAACCUUAGAUAAAUGUGAGAAGGUCGCUAUUGCUAUUGACUGCGAUCAAAGGGUUAAUGUGAUAUUUAUAACUUCUAUUUGUCCUUGUUUUUAUGUUGAUGUUUUUUAAUGUUACAAAUUAUAAUAAAUUAUAGCUAUUUAAA